This is a messenger RNA of Drosophila mauritiana, 1108 nucleotides long. It is a transcript of the gene sqh, whose product is annotated as myosin regulatory light chain sqh. The transcript is spliced from 3 exons. Gene Ontology annotation, biological process: post-embryonic development; locomotion. Gene Ontology annotation, molecular function: myosin heavy chain binding; calcium ion binding. Gene Ontology annotation, cellular component: cytoplasm; myosin II complex. The record is from RefSeq and is a predicted model, not a curated record. Lineage: Eukaryota; Metazoa; Arthropoda; Insecta; Diptera; Drosophilidae. The coding region runs from base 235 to 759 and encodes 174 amino acids.
UAUGCUGGUCACACUUGGCCUUCACAUCGAACCGAAAUCGCUUUAUAAAAGACAAAAGUGCAGCUGGUUGAAAGUUGCAUUAACGAAACUUCGAUAGUAUUAGACACUCGACAUUCGGCAGCUAUCCACGCCGCACACACAUCACUCCAGCGCGAAGCACUAGUGCCACCAGCUCCACAGCCGGCUCCAUUUAGCUCCAUUAACUGCAUCAGAACCACCAAUCCAACAGCAACCAUGUCAUCCCGCAAGACCGCCGGACGUCGCGCCACCACCAAGAAGCGCGCCCAACGCGCCACCUCCAAUGUGUUCGCCAUGUUCGAUCAGGCGCAGAUCGCCGAGUUCAAGGAGGCCUUCAACAUGAUCGACCAGAACCGAGAUGGCUUCGUCGAGAAGGAGGAUCUGCACGAUAUGCUGGCCUCGCUGGGCAAGAACCCAACGGACGACUAUCUCGAUGGCAUGAUGAACGAGGCGCCCGGUCCCAUCAACUUCACCAUGUUCCUCACGCUCUUCGGCGAGCGGCUGCAGGGCACCGAUCCCGAGGAUGUGAUCAAGAACGCCUUCGGCUGCUUCGACGAGGAGAACAUGGGCGUCCUGCCCGAGGAUCGCCUGAGGGAGCUGCUGACCACCAUGGGUGAUCGGUUCACAGACGAGGAUGUGGACGAGAUGUAUCGGGAGGCGCCCAUCAAGAACGGUCUGUUCGACUACCUCGAGUUCACGCGCAUCCUUAAGCACGGUGCCAAGGACAAGGAUGAGCAGUAAGAUCGCCAGCAGUCGAUACACUAGCCAGCUGCCUCUCCAAUCAGCCUGUCCAAACUAUCCAUCAUGAGUUUCGUUUUGAUAAUUUAAUAUAUACAAGUAUAAACAUUUUUUUUUGGUCUCGCGCCUUCUGUUCUUUGAUUCCUGAUAUUCCUGUACUUACCCGUGCAUUUGAAUUAAACAAAAAGUAGCCAACACCAGCGAUUGUUAUGUGCGACACUGUAGUGUGUGAGAUGUUGGUGCCAGAUAACACGAUUUCCCGAAAAACUCCUUUCAUAAGUAUUAACUCAUUGAAUAUACAUAUAUAUUACCUAUAUACAAAUACAUACUUAUACAAGAAUGUGGCAAUAAA